AUGUGCUUUAAAGAAUUUCGGGACGUUUUCGGUGGUGUAACGGUCAAAUCGUGCGACCUCACUUCUGCUCAAAAGCAGCUGGACUCAUUCUCCUCUCUCAUGUCACAGUCACUGAAUAAUUGGAGAGAAAAAGGUGUUCGUGGUGUUUGGAUUAAGGUUGAUAUUACGGAUUCUCACAUUAUUCCAGUGCUGGUGGAUAAAGGAUUUUUAUUCCAUCAUACGCAGCCAACUUACUUGAUGAUGACGAACUGGCUACCGGAAACGCCAUCCACGUUGCCACGGUAUGCACACACGAUGAUCGGCGUCGGCGGUCUUGUGAUCGAUACAGAGGAUCGGGUCCUGUUGAUGAGGGAGCGACACGGGGUGUACCUAGGUUGGAAAUAUCCUGGCGGACUUUCAGAUCCGGGAGAGAGCAUAUUUGAUACAGCUACUCGUGAAGUACUCGAAGAAACUGGAGUUAAGGCACUAGGAAAAGCCAUAUUGUGCUUCAGACAAAUUGCUAGAUCUCAAUAUGAAAAUGUUGGCGAUAUUUAUUUUGUCUGCGUCAUGGAAGUUGUUGAUGACACUAUGAAAGCAGGCUCGACUGAAGAAGCUGCCGAAUGUAGAUGGUUUACCAGAGACGAAAUUAAAUCAUUGCCAGAACAGGUUUUUCGUGAUUUCCAUCACGAAAUCCUCAAGAGAUACGAUAAGUGGAAGAGUUCUGGACGAGCUGGAUGUCAUAUGGCAUUCAUGCAAAUUCACUGGCAGAGAUUGUAA
Molecule: messenger RNA, 756 nt
Organism: Cooperia oncophora
Lineage: Eukaryota; Metazoa; Nematoda; Chromadorea; Rhabditida; Trichostrongylidae
Source: the annotation of a GenBank genome assembly